This is a messenger RNA of Trichoderma breve, 1593 nucleotides long. RefSeq names its product FAD binding domain-containing protein. The record is from RefSeq and is a predicted model, not a curated record. The transcript has 4 exons. Gene Ontology annotation, molecular function: FAD binding. Bases 1 to 1593 code for a protein of 530 amino acids. NCBI's taxonomy places the organism in Eukaryota, Fungi, Ascomycota, Sordariomycetes, Hypocreales, Hypocreaceae.
AUGGCCAUCGAAACUCUUCCUUCUGAUACUGUUCUUGUCGUUGGAGGCGGACCCGUGGGGUUGCUGCUGGUGAAAACAUUGGCCCAUCAUGGAGUCAAAAGCGUGUUGCUUGAGCGACACUACACAACAACUACCUGGCCAAAAAUGGACCUCACCAACUCUCGCUCCAUGGAAAUUUUCCGAAGUCUAGGUAUGGCAGAAGAGCUUCGAAAGUUGGCCGUGCCUGCGAAAUUUCCGUUCGCUUGUCUCUUCUCCACGGGCCUUAACGACGAGAAGGCGGCAUCAUCGUGGGAUCUACCGAGCGCAGAGAAACUCAAUGAGCAAAUUUUGACUCAAAAUGAUGGAUCACUUCCCUUGGAACCCUGGAUGCGAAUUUCACAGGAUCCGCUGGUGGACAUUCGUUCUGGGUGGAAGGCGACAAGCGCCAAAGAAAAUGACGAUGGUGUCGAAGUGACAGCCAUUGACGCAAAAACGGGCGAAGAAACGACAUUUCAUAGCAGGUAUGCAGUUGGAUGUGACGGCGCGAAUAGCGUCGUAAGGGAAAGCUUGGGAAUUAAACUCGAUGGCGGGCCUCUUCCUGGUCGCGCUCUUUUGGUUCAUUUCAAGUCCCGCGAUUUGACUCGCCUACAGAAGCAGGGACAGUUUUGGCAUAUCUUCUUCCCGAAAACGGUAGAGGAAGGCGGUUCGAUGAAAGGCGCUAUCAUUGCGCAGGAUGAGAUCGACACUUGGACAAUUCACAGAUUUCUUUCCGCCGACUUUGACGACUCUCAACUUUCUUCUGAAGAUGCAGUUUACAGCACUCUUGGUGGUGCUGGUGAGCCCUUUCCAAUCAAGAUCGAUGAAGUACUUGUACGAUCAACGUGGAAUCCCAGCGUGGCAAUUGCUCAGGGUUUCAUGGGUCCAAAGCAGCGAAUUUUCCUAGCUGGAGAUGCUUGCCACCAAAUGCCACCCACCGGAGGUUAUGGCAUGAACACAGGUAUUGCUGAAGCAUUUGAUCUCGGCUGGAAGCUCGCUGCGGCUGUUAAUGGAAGACUAAUGGCAAUGCCAAAGGCCGUCGAAUUUUCAGGUAAAACACUACAAGCUGGCGGAGAAGAGGCAAGCGCCAUGCUUGGUCGCGUUCACGAGUAUGUUCAAGCAAACGACGCUCACAACAAGAGUCUGGGUGUAGAGCUGGGCUACAGAUACACUUCCAGUAUUUGUUUGCCAGACCAAGCACAAGAUGAGCUUCCAUCCCCUCCGGAAUUUGAUCCAAGGCAUUAUAUACCCACAACUGUCUCUGGCUACCGAGCGCCCCACGUGUUUCUUCAAGACAAGACGCCAAUUUUCGAUCACUAUGGUAAAGAUUUUACCCUGAUCGCGUUUAAGAACAGCCAGCAACAUUUACAAGCUAUCGAUUGGUUUACACAGUCUGCCGAACGGCUCAAGGUUCCGCUUCGCAUCUCAUCGCUUGAUGGAGAGACAGCAGCGCAUAGCAUCUGGUCAGCAGAUCUUGUCCUGGUGCGCCCAGAUGGAUUUGUUUCUUGGCGUGGGAAUUCGCUGGAUAAACUUGACACUGCCCAUGAAGUUAUCGCCAAAGCUACAGGACAUGAUUAA